GAGCCGUGGCUGUUGUUGUUGUUCCAGAGAUCGUGACAGCUGCAGGCCCGGCCGCCCGGGACGAGUCCCCGCCCGCCCGUACACGGGCCUCGCUGCCGCUGGCUCCGCAUCCCGCCGGCCCGCACCAUGAAGUGGAUGUUCAAGGAGGACCAUGCGCUGGAGCACCGAUGUGUCGAGUCGGCAAAAAUCCGAGCCAAAUACCCCGACCGUGUCCCGGUCAUAGUGGAGAAGGUAUCGGGAUCUCAGAUUGUUGAUAUUGACAAGAGGAAGUACUUAGUUCCAUCUGACAUCACUGUGGCCCAGUUUAUGUGGAUCAUCAGGAAGAGGAUUCAACUGCCAUCUGAGAAAGCAAUAUUCCUCUUUGUAGACAAGACUGUCCCACAAUCCAGCUUAACUAUGGGACAACUUUAUGAGAAGGAAAAGGAUGAGGAUGGAUUCUUGUAUGUUGCCUACAGUGGAGAGAACACAUUUGGUUUCUGAAUGGUGGGUCUUGGCUACUAUACCAUCCUGCUGUGUAUCUUGUAAAUAGCUGAUCAUUUUCCGUUCUGACAUCCACAGAAGUUCCUUCUAUAUACAUGCAUUUGUAACUGGAUUUAUUUCUUAAUAUAUUGAUAGGUCUUGUUUUAUUAGACUGUUAAAUUAUCCCCACAAAUGGGGGUUUUGGUUUUGUGCACUAUUUUUUUUUUUCUCAUGGCUGUGAAUUCCCAGAGGCUCACUCCUUUUGAGGGAUACAUUUGGUGACACUGAUUAAAUGACACUGAUUAAAUAAUAAAGCAAAGUAGUUGGGCUGCUAUUAAAAAAAAAAAAAAAGAAAAGAAGAAUAUGCAUUUAUUCUGUUUUGAGGUGUUAGUUUAAGGAAAACAAAACCAUUAAAUUAGUAUUGGGAGCACUGGACUUGCUAGCUUAUCUGAAGUGGGAGCAAGAUGCUGAUUGUGUUGAAUUGAGCUAGUAUGGUCUUCUUUCUCAAUUAACAAACAAGUACAAUAAAAAUUCCUGUCACAAAAA
This is a messenger RNA of Dryobates pubescens (Downy woodpecker), 1005 nucleotides long. RefSeq names its product GABA type A receptor associated protein like 2 (gene GABARAPL2). The coding region runs from base 127 to 480 and encodes 117 amino acids. Gene Ontology annotation, biological process: autophagy of mitochondrion; cellular response to nitrogen starvation; macroautophagy. Gene Ontology annotation, cellular component: autophagosome; cytosol; autophagosome membrane. Gene Ontology annotation, molecular function: ubiquitin protein ligase binding. Lineage: Eukaryota; Metazoa; Chordata; Aves; Piciformes; Picidae. The transcript is spliced from 4 exons. The record is from RefSeq and is a predicted model, not a curated record.